AUGAAGUUUACUCCUACCCUCGCCGUCCUUGGCUUCAGCCUCGCAACCGUCCUCGCCACAUUCAACACCGUCACCGUCACCGAGACCAUUGCCACGUGCGGCGCCUCCUGCUUCACCACCUACUACGGCGGCUGCACCCUCACUUCCACAACCGCCACGUCCAGCAGCAGCAGCAGCAGCAGCAGCAGCGCCUCUCCCAUCUAUCAAAACUCUUCCUCCCUCUACACAGCCACCCUCACCAGCAGCUCCGGCUCCAGCGUCCUCCCCACCGGCGGUCCCUCCACCACUCUCUCUCACUGCACAUCGCCGUACGCCUGCGGCGGCGUCAAGCAUCCCAACAGCACAACCUACCUGAGCAUCCCGGAGGGCACCGCUACCACCACCACCAGCAGCCUGCGCAGCAGCAGCAGCAGCAUGUCCGCCAUCACCACCACCAACAACAACACGUCGGCUACAUGCACGCAGCGCACCCCCAAGGGCCCUUUGUCCCGCACGGCCAGCUAUCCCGUCACCAACUCGACAUAUGCAUACUACCCUACCGGCUCCGUGACUUCUGGCACCGGCACCGGCUCCGUCACCUCCGGCACCGGGUACUAUCCAACUACUGUUCCGCCUGGAAGCACGCCAUCGACAACGUCUGAUGAAAACUUGCCGCCGCUGCCAACUGAUGCACCCAGAAACAGCAGCAGCAGCAGCAGUUCCGUCUUGUCCAGCCGCUCUGUUUCGUUUACCAGUCCCGUCUCGUCCAGCAGCAAGACGAGGACCGGCGCGCCAACGUCCACCAUCAUCACACCGCCCUACACUUCAAGCGUAGACCCCAUCGGCACGAGCUCUUUCUCUUCAUCCACUAUCCCCUCCUUCUCUUCUUCUUCUUCCUUCUCUUCUUCUUCUUCCUUCUCUUCUUCUUCUUCUCUUCUCUUCUUCUUCUUCCUUCUCUUCUUCCUCUCCUGGCAUCAUAACCACCACCACCACCUCCUCCUCCUCCAACCCCUCCUCCUCCAGCUCUUCUUCCACUUCCCCGAGCGAAUUCCCCCAGCCAACAACCAUGAAGACGAGUAG
This is a messenger RNA of Beauveria bassiana ARSEF 2860, 1059 nucleotides long. RefSeq lists its product as uncharacterized. The record is from RefSeq and is a predicted model, not a curated record. Bases 1 to 1059 code for a protein of 352 amino acids. The transcript is spliced from 2 exons. NCBI's taxonomy places the organism in Eukaryota, Fungi, Ascomycota, Sordariomycetes, Hypocreales, Cordycipitaceae.